UCUGUUAUUAGGUUACUGAAGCUCAAAAGAGAAAGCAUUGGGUUGAAAGGAUGGCAGCUAGGAAGCAUAAGUUGUCUGAGGAUUUAGCUGAAGAUCUAUUGUGUUCUGUUUGUCUGGAUUUGUUUAAUGACCCUGUAAUGCUGGUAUGUGGCCAUAACUUCUGCAAAUGCUGCAUUGAUAAAUUCUGGGACUGUGAUAAGAUUCCCUCCUGUCCUGAAUGCAGAGAGGAAUUUCCAGCUAAAAAGUACACUGUUAACAGGCCGCUCCGUAAGAUUGCUCAGACUGUUAAAUCACAGCCAAAUGAGGAAAUAGGAAAGGCACCCCAGGAGUACCAGAAAAACUUGUGUGGGGAGGGAUUGUACAACUGCUUGGAACACAAAGAGGCCCUGAAAUUGUUCUGCAAGGAAGAUGGAACUCCCAUGUGUGUCAUCUGUAUGGUAUCAUCCAAGCAUAAAGAGCACUCCUUCCUACCCCUGCAGGAAGCAGUUAACAUGUUUCAGAGCAAGCUGAAAAUCAUAGCAUCUGCUCUAGAAUCAGAAAGGAAAUUCCUCAAAGAAUAUCAAAAAAAGCAGGAAGAGAAGAUCUUUUUUAUCCAGGAUGAAGCCCGGAUUUUGGAGCACAGCAUUAAAUCAGAAUUUGCCAAUCUGCACUGGUUUCUCUACGACAAAGAGCAGCAGCUGAUCCGACAACUCAAGGAGGAAACUUCAGGAAUUCUGGGAAAGAUGAACGAAAAGUUAAGGGAAAUUCAAGAGAUGAGUGACUCUAUUCAGAGGCAGAUAUUCAGCAUUCAGUCAAAAAUGCAGCAGAAACAUUCUGCGCGUUUCCUCACAGGGGUCAAGGAUAAAAUUGAAAGGAUCACAAAAAGACAGGAAGAGAGAUCUGCAUACAAUACUUCACUGGUUUGUGAUGAACUGACUCUUGGCACAUACAGAGGCCCACUGCAGUACAACGCUUGGAAGGAAAUGAUCUCCAUUAUCAAGCCUGGCCUGUCUUGUUUGACCCUGGAUCCUAACACAGCAAGUCCUUUUCUCAUUCUGUCUGAUGACCUGACGACUGCAAGGCUUGGGCAAACUAAACAACAACUUCCUGACAACCCUGAGCGAUUCGAUAUAUAUCGAUGUGUGCUGGGAUCAGAGGGAUUCAUAAAUGGGAGACAUUACUGGGAAGUGGAAGUAAAGAAAAAGAUUGCCUGGGAUAUAGGGGUCACCAGAGAGUCCAGCAAAAGGAAGGGUACAUUUACGUGGAAUGCAGAGGAUGGAUACUGGGGAUUAACUCUGAGAAAUGGGAAUAAAUACAUAGUUCAGGAUUCAAAACCCAAAUAUCUCAGCCUGACUGUAAAACCACAGAAGAUCGGAGUGUACCUGGACUAUGACAAGGGACAGGUGUCAUUUUAUAAUGCUGAUAAUGGGUCCCACCUGUACACCUUUACUGACACUUUUACUGAGAGGCUGUUCCCUUAUUUCUGGGUUGGAAGUAAUUAUGGUUUUGAUAGUGCAGACCCUCUAAAACUGUUUCACCUGAAAAUGUGAGGUGGAGUUGUACACAUUACUGUUUACUAACAUGGAAUUGCUGGAGUAGUUAAAUGUUUAUAAAUUUUCAGACCCUGUAUACAAAGUAUAAUGCAUACAUUGUUAUAAAAUUGACAGAAGGAUAUAUGUACAAGAAGAGCAUCUAGUAACAAUAUGUACAAGAAGAGCACUUAGUAACAAUAUGUACAAGAAGAUCACUUGGUAACAAUAUGUACAAGAAGAGCACUUGGUAACAAUAUGUACAAGAAGAUCACUUGGUAACAAUAUGUACAAGAAGAACACUUGGUAACAAUAUGUACAAGAAGAACACUUGGUAACAAUAUGUACAAGAAGAACACUUGGUAACAAUAUGUACAAGAAGAACACUUGGUAACAAUAUGUACAAGAAGAACACUUGGUAACAAUAUGUACAAGAAGAACACUUGGUAACAAUAUGUACAAGAAGAACACUUGGUAACAAUAUGUACAA
Molecule: messenger RNA, 1998 nt
Organism: Protopterus annectens (West African lungfish)
Lineage: Eukaryota; Metazoa; Chordata; Ceratodontiformes; Protopteridae
Product: nuclear factor 7, ovary-like
Exons: 6
Coding region: 51-1529 (492 amino acids)
Molecular function (GO): zinc ion binding; protein binding
Source: RefSeq, a predicted model, not a curated record